UAUUGUUUGAUAAGUAUCUUUCACAUAAACUUAAUUUUGGUAUUAUAACAAUGUUUAUAAUUAAUUACAAUUCAAAUUAAAUUUUGCGUUACUUAGAAAUGUUUAACAAGACGAACUUAGUAAUUGUCAACAACGUUUACCGGACAUAAAGAUAUUAAAUUAUAUAUCUGUUCAACAUUGAUACUGUAAUGUAAACAAACGUUAUCAGACAUAGCUAUAUAUAUUAAGAAGUUUAGAGAGUGUCGACAAGAAUGUGCAAAAUUACAUUUCCAAGUAAUAAAGUGUGUUGUACAGCAAUAUCAUAGUUGAAGUUUUUGUAUGCGUAGAGUUAAUAACUCACAUUUUCUUUUAAAAACGUUAACAAGACUAAAGGUUUCUCUAAAGGAUGCAUGGAAUUAUUGAACUAAUUUUGAACAGUGCUUUAUUAUGGAUAUCUUUACAAGUUACUUGGAGUAUCUUGAUAAGUGUUUUUUAUAACUUUUGCAUACCAUGGAUUGUUUGGGGUUCUCUCAUUAUCGCAGUUGGACUAAAAAUAGCCAGGAUUCCACCACCAAAUUUAAACAUUGUGCAAGAAGUGCUUGGUGUAAAUCCUCUUUCAUUGAAAAAAGAUAAUACCAUGUCCAAAGAUCAUGGUAAUGGAGAACAAUAUUGCAUGCGAGUGGUGGCUCAUCGUGGUGGAGGAUAUGAUUUUCCUGAGAACAGCCUAACAGCCUUUCGUAAUAGCAAAGAAAGAGGAUGUACUGCUGUUGAACUUGAUUUAUGUCUUACAAAAGAUAAUGUGCCCAUAAUAUUUCAUGAUUUAACAAUUGAUAGAGUUACUGGAAAAACUGGUAAUGUUAAGGAUAUGACUUGGGAUCAAUUAAAACAAUUAGAUAUUGCCCAUAAUCAUCCACUUAAGGAUAAAUUUAUUGAAGGUGAAAAAAUUCCAUUACUUUGUGAGGCUGUAGAAACAUGUUUAUCAAAUGAACAAAGAAUAAUUAUUGAUAUAAAAGAAUCAAGAAUGGAGAUUGUGCAAGUAAUUUUAGAUACAUAUAAAAAGUAUCCAAAGUUGUAUCAAAGAGCAAUUGUAUCCAGUUUUAAUCCUAUUAUUGUAUAUAUGAUUAGAAGAAAGGAACCUCGAAUUGUAGCAGGUCUUGCAUGGAGACCACAUUAUUUUUCAAGAGUAUCAUAUUCAGGUUCAGAUGGUCCAGGUCCAACAAAAUAUAACAAUCCAUUUAAACAUAUAGCAGUUUGCUUAUUCGACCAUAUUUAUGCAUGGAUGUUCCACUGUUUUAUAUAUUAUAUUGUGGGUGUAUCUACUCUAUUAUUGCAUAAAGAUGUACUGAAUCAGUAUAUUAUAAGAAAAUGGUAUAAUCGUGAUAUUCGUAUAAUGGCAUGGACGGUGAACCUACCAUCAGAGAAAUUACAUUUUUCCCGGCUAUUUAAAGUUACAUAUUUGACGGAUACAUUGUUAGUUGAAAAAGAUAUGUAAUAAUAUAUGAUAUAUUCUAUAUGUCCUAAAUGAGCAUAUUUUAUACUACUGACAUAUUAUCACUACAUUAAAUAAUAAUCUAGUCUAUUCAUCAAAAUGAUGAAUCUUAUUUAUAUCAUUUUUUGUAAGAAAAUUAAUAUUUAGUUUGUUAAGUAAAUUAGGAAAAAGAAAAAAACAAACGAAAUUUUCUGAGAAAAGUUUUUAUUAGUCAACAUACUACUCUUUUGACAUAUAUAUUUAUUUUGUAUGCUUGUCUCACACUUUUAAAAUUUACAUUUUAAACUGAGGAUUCAUACAUUUUUUAAUUUUUGUAAAAAGUUACUUUAAUGUUGCCAUAAUUGUACAUUAUUUUUACAUAUUACAUUUACACUACAUAUUUUAUUAUAAUUAAUAUCAACACCUUAUAAUUACUUAAUAAUUAUGGACGGAAAUAUAUAUUGUGUAAUUAUUUACGAUGAGAUUUCAGAAAAUAAUAAUUGUAAUUAAUAAAUUUACUACACAAUAGUAGUAAGCUUACUUUUGCGGGAUUCCAUACCUUGAAUAAGUCCCGUUAAUAAAUCUUCCAUUUCUGUGGUAGCACGUUUCAAUUUGCAAUUGUCACUAGCAACAUAGGAAUCUAAAGCAAACAUUUAUGUAAAAAUAUUGAUAUAAAGUAGUAUGUAUUAUUUAUAGUAUAGUAAUUUACCGUCAAGUAAACGAUCGUCUGUAACCAUAUUCUGUAAUCUAUCUAGUAUGUCAUUUAGAUCGCCUUGAAUAUUUUGCAAACUACUAUGUUGUGAAUGUUUAUCAGGUCUUUGUAAAGAUGAUGGUGUAUUAUCUCUGUGAAUAACUAUAAGAGAAUCAGAUAUUGGUAAAGACGAUUCAUUUUCAGUGUUAGUUGUCAUAGUUUUCAUUGGAUAUUUUUCUUCUUUACUAUCCGAAUUGUUAGAACCCAACCAUUGAGAAAAACCACUAUCGGAUGGGUUCAUUUCUAAUUUCUUUGUACCUAAUAAUGAGAAGUUAAAUUAAAUAUACAUAAAUAAAUAAAGUUGCAAAUUA
Messenger RNA from Bombus terrestris (buff-tailed bumblebee), 2509 nucleotides. Its product is annotated as glycerophosphodiester phosphodiesterase 1. The record is from RefSeq and is a predicted model, not a curated record. Gene Ontology annotation, biological process: lipid metabolic process. NCBI's taxonomy places the organism in Eukaryota, Metazoa, Arthropoda, Insecta, Hymenoptera, Apidae. Gene Ontology annotation, molecular function: phosphoric diester hydrolase activity. The transcript is spliced from 6 exons. The coding region runs from base 386 to 1471 and encodes 361 amino acids.